Messenger RNA from Scheffersomyces coipomensis, 1757 nucleotides. RefSeq lists its product as uncharacterized. NCBI's taxonomy places the organism in Eukaryota, Fungi, Ascomycota, Pichiomycetes, Serinales, Debaryomycetaceae. Gene Ontology annotation, cellular component: autophagosome; membrane; cytoplasm. The record is from RefSeq and is a predicted model, not a curated record. Gene Ontology annotation, molecular function: ATP binding; protein serine/threonine kinase activity. The transcript has a single exon. Gene Ontology annotation, biological process: protein autophosphorylation; regulation of autophagy; autophagosome assembly. Bases 170 to 1507 code for a protein of 445 amino acids.
CAGAAAGUCUAGUGAACUAUGAAUUACAACAACACUUUUUAACUCUGUUGUAUCCUCACCAUAAAAAAAUAUUAUUAUACCAAUCAAUCAAUCAAUCAAUUCAAAUUUGCAAUUUACCUUUACAACCGUUUACCCUUAUCAACUUAUCAACUACCAACAUCACGUUAAUAUGAUCAAAUCAUCAUUAUUCACAACAACUCAUUCACCUCCAAGGACGUUAAGAGAUGGAGGUGAAUUAUUCGAUCUUCAACUUAAAUCUUCACCCCCCUCAUCACCUAAAUCAGGUGUAAUCACAUCUACUACUUCAAGUAUGAUGUCUCCAUCAUCUUCAAACAAUAGUACUCAUCAUAUAUCAUCUUAUACCACUACUGCUAUUCAUAAAGUUAUCACCAACUCAUCUACAAAAUCUACUGGUGACCAUCUUGACGCUACCUUUGAUUCUAUUUCUAAAUCUUUUGAUCAAGAUUAUUUUAAAAGUGCAAAAGAUCCCAUAUAUGAAGGAGCUAAUGGAAUAGUUAUUAAAUGUACUGAUAAAGAUCGUAGAUCUAAAUUGAUUGUUAAAUUCAUUAAAUGUAAUGAAAAAUAUCCUAUAGAUCAUUAUCAUAAAUUAGUCCUUAAUGAAUAUAAUAAUAUGAAACGUUCAAGUAAUAAUAAAAAUAUCGCAACUAUCCUUGAUAUUGCUACAACACCUGAAUCAACUGAGUUAGCAUUAAUCUUUCAAUAUUAUCAAAUGGGUGAUUUAUUGGAUUAUUUAAGUAUCUUAAGAAGAGGGAAAUAUGAUAUAACUACCAGUAUGAAAGAUUCCAUAUUUAAACAAAUUUUAAAAGGAGUCAAUUAUAUACAUUCAAAAGGAAUAAUUCAUCGUGAUUUAAAACCAGAAAAUUGUUUAAUUGAUGAUAAUGGAAUUAUAAAAAUAAGUGAUUUUGGGUAUAGUUUAAAUAUUAAUAAUCCAAUUGAUUAUCAAACAUAUCUUAUUGAAAAUGUGGAUGAAAUUUAUUGUGGUACCAAUAGUUUUAAAGCUCCUGAAUUAUAUACUAUUGAACAAAAAAUCAAAGAUUCACAAUCUGAUUUCAAUAUCGAUGAAUUCUUUACAUCCAUUAUUAAAAAUGAUCAUCAAUUAUUAAAAGCAUUAGAUUAUUGGUCAUUAGGAAUAAUCUAUUUCCAAAUUUAUCUUAUGAAAUCUCCUUGGAAUAAUUCAAACAUCAAUGAUAUUAAAAACAUCUCAUAUAUCAAAUUCCAAAAGAAUUAUCCUCAAUCAUCAUCUCAAUUAUCAAAAUUAUUAGUGGAUUUAAAUACUAAUGGUAAUGAUAAUAGUUCUAGUAAUAAUCCUGUAAUGAGUCUUUUUAAAUCGAUUCAUUAUGAUUCGAGAGAACAUAUUCUUGGAUUAUUGAAUCCAAAUCCAUUAUUAAGAUCUUCAUGUCAAUCAUUAUUAGAUUCAACUUGGUUAAGUCAAGUCUACGCUAAUCCUAAAGAUUUAGUUGAUUUAACUAAAAAGAAGAGUUAUUAGACUCACAUUAGGCUAUAGGUUUUUAUUUUCAGUUCCGGGAGGUGGGUGGUGUUUUCCUUUUACAAUUUACAGUCAUUCCUUCAGCUAUUACAUUUACAUUUUACAUUUUACAUUUUACACUUACAUUUGCAAUCAUUUAUUUCUUAACCUCGUAACCUUUACAUACAAUUAUUUAUUAUUUAAAAUGGGUAUAUAUUCUCUCUUUUAGACAUGUCAGAAUAUAAUAAAAAAAUAUUUAUCAUCAUCAGAC